Molecule: messenger RNA, 7490 nt
Organism: Coregonus sp. 'balchen'
Lineage: Eukaryota; Metazoa; Chordata; Actinopteri; Salmoniformes; Salmonidae
Source: the annotation of a GenBank genome assembly
CUCAAGUAAUGUACAACACGACGGAGUUAUGUUCGGUGGUGAGUGGUCACAAUAGUCCAGCGGCGGUAUUAUGUAAGUGUACUACCCGAACAGCAUUCAUAUCACAAUUGGUUAAGAAACGUCAACAGUGGUUUUUAUAGCCCUGGCAACUUUCCGCGGCUGCUCUCGGAGUCCUCAAGCUCGCGCUUUCAUCUGAGGGCUUGUAUCAACUCUUCAAUAUUUCAGCCCUCACCACCACUAUGACUUCAAGUACCAAUGUCUCUUGUUUUCACGAGGCUAGAAGAGUUGCUAUUUUUGGAGGCACGCACGGCAAUGAAAUGUCAGGCGUAACGCUUGUAAAUCUGUGGAUACAGAAUGGAAAAGAGAUCCAAAGAAAGGGAGUUGAGACGAAACCCUUCAUAACGAACCCAAGAGCCGUGGAGAAAUGCACUAGAUAUGUGGACACAGAUCUUAACAGAGCGUUCACGACAGAGAAUCUCAGGUAAACAGCAGGGACCUUUGACGUUGAGUCAUGUUUAUCUGUCUGUCCAGUGUUAUUUAGUUCUCAAUACCCAAAUACACUGAAUGUCUAUAUUGUCUAGAGACGACUGGAAUUGCCAUAUUAUAGAUGUUCUUAUUUUUAUAUAUAUUGUGGCCCCAUGGUGCUAAGAAUUUAUGUUUAUUAUGGCAUAUUAUAAGCAAUUGCCAAACAGCUUAUUAUGGAAAUCCUAAAGUUUGUGAUUUUCUUGAAAAAAAAGGUUGGACAGCUCCAAUUACAGCAAAGUUACUGUAUUCAUGCUCACACAGACUCUCAGCUGAUUUACAGCCAGCUUCUGGGCAAAACGUGAGCAGAACAUGAAUGAGUUACAGAUGAGCUUGGAGUUGGUCCAAGUGCAUGACAGCGGAAGGAUGUGACUGACAGAAGUUCAUGUUUCAUAAUACAGCAGGCUCUUCAACAGUAGCCUAUUCAUUAAAUUACAUGUGUAAUUAUUUAUUUUGCUUCUAACUUGGCAUUAUGCCCCAAUUGCAAAAUAAUCAACGUUUGAAAACUUUAGUAUGUAUGCAGGGGAAGCAAGCACCUUCCAUCUCCUUGCUAUCAUGAUGUAGGUAGGCUGAAAUCCACAUUUUUAACCUUCAAAAUAUAGUCAAAUUGUAGAAUUGAUGCUUCUCUUCUGUGUCUGUAGAUGUAGUCAAAUAGAUUAGAAACUCAUUUUUCAUUGGAGUAUUGCAUUUACUCAGCAGACUCCACUCUAGUCACACUACUAUGUUGUUGACACAUCUUUUAGGCAGGCUAAGCUGAUUACCUCCUUGAAGACAUAUUCUAAUUAUAGCGUUUCUAUUUAUAUCAGGCCUAUGUACUGCAUUCCUGAUUCCAAGAUACAUUCCUGUAAUGUUUCUGUGGUUUUCUACUGACAUUGAUAUACUGGCAUGGUAUUUGGUGUAGGCUGGUUGGUAGGCCUAUAGUUGUCUUUUAACCAAUCAACCACACAUUUUUCAUAAUCUAUCUGGCAUAGUUUUUCUUUUAUAGCCUACUGAGGGUGGAGAAUAACUGCAUUUUGACAGACCUACCUGUCUCUAUUGUGCUACAUGAUAGUCCUAACUAUCCGGACAUUGCUAGAUAUGCAGUCAAAAGGGGAGUUGGGUGGGGGGAGAGAAAGAGACAAAAAUGGGUAGCACAGGUGCCAUUAUGCUAUUGGGGCGGCUUGGAGAACAUGCUGGUUCAGCAUUAGAGCAUUUGUUGUUUUGGAAUUGUUAAAAAAGGCAGAGAGGAAGGAAACAUUUCAGCUAUCCAAUGGUAAUGUGAAUCAAGGUUGUGAGCAUAGGUUGCAGCAUGAUAAGAAUCAUUGAAGAUUAGCUUAGUCAUUAGUUUAUAAGACGUUCAGAAAUUUUAUAAUAAUUGCUCAGAAAUGCUUGCCAGUCGAGUGAUGACUCAAACUGAAUUCUUCCGCUUCUCUAUGUUCUCUACAUACUUCAGUCUGAGACUGCCAUCAUUGAAGUCGUUUGUGGUGACGACAAAAUUAGGUGUGUUGAACAAAACAACGUCAUCAGCGAUUGGAUCAUCUCUAACCAAUCAGAGUAUCAAAGCCAAUGACACAUUUUCCAAAUGCCGCUUUACCCACAUAUGUUCUGGCUCUGGCCCAACCCAUCAGUUUCUGGGACCAAUCAGAACGGUUAGAAUGUGUUUUCGUUCUAGAAAUCGUUGAGGAGGUAAUCAGAUCCAGACUCAUUGCGGAGAAGAAACUAACGUCCGUGGAUAUGGCAUAGUGUUUGGACGGAGCAAGGAGUUAGGGUAGCCAGGCAACAGAACUGCAAGGCUAUGAGAAUAUGGUCCAUAUAAAUGUGCUGCUUUUGACGGUUAGAAAAAGAAUAUGCUUUGUGAUAUUGUUGUUCUCCAAAAUGUUAGCUUCUGCUGAGUCCCCAACAACCGGAUGUUCUGGUUUUCAGGGAAAAUGGAAAGAGAGCCUGUGACACGACUUCUGCUUUUAGACGUUAACAAGGCGACACUCGAUCUUAACUCCUCUUCCACAUUUACUGGAUUGGUUCAACAGUGCAGAAGAGAACCUCCCCCCAAAAUAGUUUUUCUUCUCGUCAAGACCAGUAUGUAGGGGAUCUAGUUGCAGGCAUUUACAGUGGGGAAAAAAAGUAUUUAGUCAGCCACCAAUUGUGCAAGUUCUCCCACUUAAAAAGAUGAGAGGCCUGUAAUUUUCAUCAUAGGUACACGUCAACUAUGACAGACAAAUUGAGAAAAAAAAUCCAGAAAAUCACAUUGUAGGAUUUUUAAUGAAUUUAUUUGCAAAUUAUGGUGGAAAAUAAGUAUAUACUUUUUUUCCCCACUGUAUUUUAUGCCUGCUACAUUAGCUUACCAAAAUGUAGAAACGUACCCUUUGAAUGUGAGCAUGAUCAUACUUCUGUACUCUUAAAGGGAUAGCGCAGUUAAAAACGUGAUUUUCCUGUUUUAAAAAAAUGAUUUUUCCACACUAUGAGGUCGAAAUAACACUCUGAAAUUGUGAAAAUUAUGAUAAUGCCCUUAUGUUUGAAGAAAAUGCUUUCCCAUCCAGCUUGUAGCAGAGAGGGCGUUUUCAAUAUUUGUGGCCUACAAUUGACCUCUGUCUGGUGAAAGUUUUGAUGGCCUUCUUACAUAAGGGUUAAAGUGUAAAUCUUUUAUCACCAUUUGUUCAUUGUAGCGGACUCCACUGUCAAUCAUUAACAGGCUCAGUUAUUGUAAGGCAUGUGCUGUGUUCUGAAUCGCAUAUUUACUAGGGAUAAUCGGUAGCCUAUACAGUUGAAGUCUGAAGUUUAUAUGCCAUACUACUAUGGCUGACCCUGUAAAACAACACAUUUCACUGCACCUAUCCGGUGUGUGUGACAAUAAAACAAGUGGUUAACCUGUCAGUGGUGUCUCCACAGCGCCCCUAGUGGAGAUGACCUGCCCUACGAGGUCCAGAGGGCCCAGCAGAUCAAUGAGAUAUUUGGACCUAAGGGAAGCCCUGAGGCCUACGACGUCAUCUUCGACCUCCACAACACCACCUCCAACAUGGGUUGUACGCUCAUACUGGAGAGCUCCAAGGACCACUUCAACCUCCAGAUGAUGCAUUACAUCAAGGUGAACUUAGAAAGUCUUUACUCCCUCUCGCUGGGCCGCUUUCGCAAUGACAACAUGCUUUUUAGUCGAGGCUUAGGGGGGAAUUCUAACUUCCUCAAAUGUUCACUUAGUCUCCCAUUGACAUCAGUGCAUGACUAAGUGAAAAUUUGACUCAAUGGGCUCAAUUCGAAUUGUAGGCAGUCAAUUCAGGAAGUAAACUAAAAUUACAAUUCAGUAACUGAAAAAAGGACAUGUAUUUUCAAAAACUUCUCAAUAAACUGAAAAGUAGAAGCUAUUUAUUUCUGAAGUUUUAAAAUGUCUGAAGUUUCAAUUCAAAUCACUUCCUGAAGUGACUGCCGUCAAUUCGAAUUGAGCCCAACCCUGGUCCGGGAAACUGGCGUUCUGUGUUCCCUCUUAGGUCACUUUGGAUAGUAGGGUUAGUUGUAUGAAUAAUUUCAUUGAUUGAAUCACAAGGUUACCUAUUAGUGCUCUUUAAUGGUAAAUGUGGGUUAACUAGAGUGUACCUAUAGGGUCAAGGACUCAGGAAGUUAGGUAAUGUAUUAAGAGGAGGGUUAAAGCCACUUAUUUAACACUGGUUUGACUAUGGUCUUAAAGUGUUAUAUUUACUGAUGUUGAAAAUUGGUCAUACUUAGCCUUUUAUUGUUAUAUUUCUGACUAGUGUGUUAUUAGUGGCCAUAUUGUAAUGGAAAUAAUGUGUUCUGUGUUGAGGUUGUGUGUUUGUUCACCUGCUGAGACAUCUUUAAUUAUGUCAUGCAGAAAGCCAUAGCUCCAGACAGUUGUCCAGUUCUGCUGACUGAACACCCGCUACUCAAGUAUUCAACUUCACGCUCUGUGGCCAAGCACCCCAUCGGUGAGUUCAAAUUCCAGCCUUACAGCCCUUGGGAAAAUGUCUGGGAAAUACUGUAGCAAGUGGUAUUUCACUCUAGCGCGUGUUGAGAUGUUGUAGUACAUUGGGGCCUUUAUUCACUUUUAUUUAUCUGGGAAUACUAUGUAAUGUAAUAGUAAUUUUAAUCUAGUAAUACUAUGACAUUUUCCAUUUUAUUAAACAAGUCAAAAAUAAGCUAAGUUUAAAUUGAUUGAAUUUGAAUUGAAUUGAAUGUGUCCCUAAAGAAGACAACAUAUUUAUAUUUAGAGGAUAUAUUUAUAUUUAAAACUUUUGAAUGCGUUUAUUUCAGGUCUAGAGGUUGGCCCACAACCUCAGGGGGUUUUGAGGAGCAACAUCUUUGAGUCUAUGAGGGUGGUACUGAAACAUGCCCUGGACUUCAUUGAGCUCUUCAACGAAGGUAUGUAACAUUUGUGAAAGCUUAUAAAAGGUAAACAUUCCAUAGAUUUUGUAUGGCACAUUAGCUGGCGGUAAAUUAAUAAGGUUAUAAGGUAUUAAAAAUAAAAUACCUCAGCGGUAGUUUGAAUGUCCCACUGUCUUAUUUUGUUAAGAAAACAAUUGUUGUAAGAGAAGGCUUUUUGCAGAACAUAUUGGUCUCUACUCUACCAAUACUAUAAUAAUAAAACAGAAAUACACAUCUAACAUCGACAACAUCAACUUUUUUCUUAGAGAAAUGUCUAAUAGGCUAAGUCGUUUUGUAUCUCUUUUUUUGUUUUGUUUAAUAGCAUUCUCUGCUCCCCCUCCAUCCUAUCUGGCAUCAUGAGCAUCACUGUAAUGACUCAGUUUUUGUGACAUUGCUCAUGGGUGAGCGAGUCGUGUUCUCUUUACAUGCAAACUUUUUUUAAGUAAUCCUUCCUCUUCAGCUAUUUCAUAAGAUCCCCUUCCAGUUCCUUCCUUCUUCCAAAGGCAGACAGACAGUGUUUGCAACUUUGAGGUAUCAUGUAACUUGUACAGAUGUAGGAUCUUAAUUUGACCAGUUUUUCACAGCAGGAAAAUAAUUAUGUAGCAACAGGAAAUGUGAGUUAUUGUGUGGAUUAUAAUUAAUGGACAUUUUUGUAGGGGUUAAUACAUUUUUAGUUAGGGCAAAUGUCCUGCAACAACCGGGUGAUCAAAUUAAGAUCCUACAUCUGUAUAUAGCUGUAAAAUAUGUAAAGGUAUGCUUGAAAACUAAUGGAAAUAUGAAUGGGUAAAAAGCUGCAUGAUACCUCAAAACUGCAACCACUGCAACAAGCUUUCCUCCACAUCUUCUGUAAACAAGCAGUAGUUGCCAAGAGUGAAUUGAAGUUUGAAGUCUGCUCGUUCGUUCCCCUCACUAGGCCCGCUAGGCUGCUCAAUGGCAUACUUGUUGGAAGUUGGUUAGUUUCCAUGUGAUUAGGAGCCAGCAGGGUUUUGUAAUCUGUUGUCCAGGGGCCUGGCUCCAGGGUCCACAGUGGGGGCCUGAUGAAUGCUGUGUGCCUUGGUGCUGAAUUGUGUUUUCUGCUCUGAGAAAUUAAACUGUGUGUGCGGUCCUCCAAAACAACAGUUGGAACUACGGGCUAUUUUGAAUAUGAUUGGGGAUUAAUCAAUGAGGGAAGAAAACGUAAUGCACACAAUCAUAGUCAAACUUAUUUACAAAAUAACACACAUACAUACUGUACAUAGGCUACAUUAUUAUUGAUAUUUCUCAUCACUGUUGAGGAUUCUUUUAUUUGUGUGCAAGAAAGCUACUUCAGUGCUAUUCGUUUUGUCCUUUACUUGAUUUUGCAUGCACAGUAACAAGUGAGGACGAUGUGGUGUGUUGUUUGUAUUGUGUAGGCUUGGAGUUUCCCCCUUGUACAGUGGAUGUGUUCAGAGUUUCAGAGAAGAUUGACUACCCCAGAGACACCAAUGGCAACAUCAUUGCCAUGGUGCAUCCCAAUCUACAGGUACAAAACUGGGCUAUUAAAUGCUGUAAUACUUUUAAAUGUCUAUUGUUAUUUACUUAUUCUAACUUUGUGUUCCUUUCAGUUAUGUCUGUUUUUGACCCUAUGUCUUGGGUAACAAAUAUUUAUUUAGUAGUGAAUUUCAAUGGCCUGUGAUGGUGUAUCCAAUGACUCAGUCAGAAUCCCAGGUUGUUUUCUUUAACUGUGGGGUUGCAGUAGUUUGUUACUCUAACUCUAACUCUUGAGCUUUGAAUUUCCUUUUUGUUGUUCAUUCCUCAUUUAGGACUGUGACUGGGAGCCGCUGAACCCUGGUGACCCUAUGUUCCAAAUGUUUGACGGGACAACCCUCCGCUACGAAGGUGCUGGCACCGUCUAUCCCAGUUUUAUUAACGAAGCUGCUUAUUAUGAGAAGCAGCAGGCGUUUGUAACUACCAGACGAGAGACCUUAGCAGCUGGUGCUAUCAAAAAAGCAUAGGACAAAGUUACAGUAUAUAGUUGACUUCAGUUUGUUGUAAGCCCCAGCAUUAUUCUUUACAGUUAAUCUUUAUUAUAUAUAUACAAUAUUCUUUAUAGUUUUCCCAAUGACACUCCACUUAAAAAGAACAUCAUAUCUUUCACAUUGAUAAUUAGAGAGUAAUGUUUUAUACUCUGUACUUUUUUAGAUGUCUUAUUGAUAUGUUGUUCUAAGAUCAACUAACUAUGCAAAGUGCAGUCACUGUGACUAGAGGCAAUGCUAUGUUUUUAAUGAAGCUGUGAACUUUUUCUAUCCUAAGAAUUGUUGUGAUGAAUACAUAUUCUGUUAUUUUUAAAUAGAUUUUAUUAAGCAAACUUAAAGUUUUGUGAAGUGAAAGUAAGUGUAUCUAUGACAAAUACGAAGUACUGCAAUCUCACUUAAGCACUGUUCUUAAUACUGUAUUCUAUUUAACCGCUCAGGAAGUUGGGCAAUUUUAUAUUAUAUCAAAAUGAUAACGUACAACCUGAGAAUCUUUAUGUUGUAUCUAUUAUACUUAUAAUCAAGUUGUUACAACCAAUAAGCUAGUGAGCUUGGCCUUAAAAUACAAUAACAGAACCUCUUGAUGCUACCUAACCUCUCUACAGGUGUAGGAUCUUAAUUUGAGCACUC